GCUCCCUCUGUCAUUUAUCUUCCUACUCAUUCAAUCCCAACCGGAAGAGUUUUCCUUCUUACAUCUCACGCCUCACAACCUCUCCUUCCUUUUCCUUUGCCUGCGGUUACCUCCUCACGCUCGUCACAAGUAUCUUUCAGUCUUUCGCAUCUUGCCGUCGAUCGCCGGCGAGAAUCUUUUCCGUUCAUCCUCUCUCAGAUUCACAUAGUUGGGUUUCACCACCGUCAGAUUCACAUAGGGUCAGAUAUGGCAGCAACAUCAGCAACUAUUUUGUCAAUUGGAGCAACUGAAUCACUUAAUAGCAAACUCAACUCGUUUUCCCUUUCAAAGUCUGCUAGCUUAAGAAUCAGUUCACAUGAGACGCUUCAGAGCUUCUGUGGCCUCAAGUCAGAUUCAUCCCUUCGUUGUGACUUGGAGUCGUCUUUCUUAGGGAAACAGAGCAGAGCUGCCCUAUGGCGUCAUCUUGCUCCAUCAGCACAAAGAGUGAACUCAAAUGCAUGCAAAAAUCUUCAACCUCAAGCCUCUUAUAAAGUUGCUGUUCUUGGAGCUGCUGGAGGAAUAGGUCAGCCUCUAGCCCUUCUCAUCAAGAUGUCGCCGUUAGUUGCCACCUUGAACCUUUAUGAUAUUGCAAAUGUCAAGGGUGUUGCUGCUGAUAUCAGCCAUUGUAACACUCCCUCAAAAGUUCAGGAUUUCACUGGACCUUCUGAAUUAGCCAAUGCUUUAAAAGAUGUAGAUGUUGUUGUCAUACCUGCUGGGGUUCCAAGAAAGCCCGGUAUGACUCGUGAUGACCUCUUCAACAUAAAUGCUGGCAUAGUGAAAAGUUUGGUUGAGGCAGUUGCUGAUAAUUGUCCUGAUGCUUUCAUUCAUAUCAUUAGCAACCCCGUGAACUCAACUGUUCCAAUAGCAGCAGAAGUUCUAAAGCAGAAGGGCGUGUACGAUCCAAAGAAGCUUUUUGGUGUUACUACUUUGGAUGUUGUUCGGGCAAACACUUUCGUUGCCGAAAAGAAGAACCUUAAACUGAUUGACGUUGAUGUCCCAGUUGUUGGGGGACAUGCUGGAAUAACAAUUCUUCCUUUGCUAUCAAAGACACGCCCUUCAGUAAGUUUUACAGAUGAACAAAUUCAUGAACUGACUGUUAGAAUUCAAAAUGCGGGAACUGAAGUUGUGGAAGCGAAGGCUGGGGCAGGAUCUGCUACCCUUUCAAUGGCAUAUGCUGCAGCACGAUUUGUCGAAUCAUCUCUUCGUGCUCUGGAUGGAGACAGUGAUGUUUAUGAGUGCACUUUUGUGGAGUCUGAUCUAACUGAGCUUCCCUUCUUUGCCUCGAGGGUUAAGCUUGGGAGGAAAGGAAUUGAAGCCUUUGUAACUUCUGAUCUUCAUGGUUUAUCUGAGUACGAGCAAAAGGCACUUGAAGCUUUAAAGCCAGAAUUGAAGGCAAGCAUUGAGAAGGGCAUUGCUUUUACACAGAAGCAAGCUGUAGCGGCUUAAAAUCUCGCUUUUCCAAAACAUGCUUGGAGAGUAGUAUUGAAUCCCAAUAAUCGAUUUGCGGCUUUUCAUCUUGUUUAGUAGUUUGUAUGUUUUCAUUUUACCUCGUAAUUAUCAAAAUAAUGUAAUCGUUUCAUUAGGAGUUCCUAGUAAUUGAAAAUUUUGUAAUAACACGGUUAGUUAUAUUGUGCACCUCAUCAUAAGGCACACUGGGAUUACAUUUUUGGGGUUAAUACCUGAAAAGUAUACAUAAUUUGUUUGUUGGCGAUGUUCUUUAAGAGUAAAGAAUGUUCGAUGUUCAUUUUGA
Messenger RNA from Cucumis sativus (cucumber), 1789 nucleotides. Its product is annotated as malate dehydrogenase, chloroplastic. Gene Ontology annotation, cellular component: cytoplasm; mitochondrion. The record is from RefSeq and is a predicted model, not a curated record. The coding region runs from base 247 to 1485 and encodes 412 amino acids. NCBI's taxonomy places the organism in Eukaryota, Viridiplantae, Streptophyta, Magnoliopsida, Cucurbitales, Cucurbitaceae. The transcript has 2 exons. Gene Ontology annotation, molecular function: L-malate dehydrogenase (NAD+) activity. Gene Ontology annotation, biological process: tricarboxylic acid cycle; malate metabolic process.